This is a messenger RNA of Budorcas taxicolor (takin), 2013 nucleotides long. RefSeq names its product asparaginase (gene ASPG). Gene Ontology annotation, molecular function: protein binding; asparaginase activity. The record is from RefSeq and is a predicted model, not a curated record. Lineage: Eukaryota; Metazoa; Chordata; Mammalia; Artiodactyla; Bovidae.
AUGGCGCGCGCGGUGGGGCCGGAGCGGCGGCUCCUGGCCGUCUACACCGGCGGCACCAUCGGCAUGCGGAGCGAGCGCGGCGUGCUCGUCCCCGGGAGGGGCCUGGCCGCAGUUCUGAGGAUGCUGCCCAUGUUCCACGACGAGGAGCACGCUCGGGCCCGUGGCCUCCCUGAGGACACCCUGGUGCUGCCGCCAGCCAGCCCCGACCAGAGGGUCUUCUACACAGUGCUGGAGUGCCAGCCCCUCUUUGACUCCAGUGACAUGACCAUCACCGAGUGGGUGCAGAUUGCCCAGAUCAUCGAGAGCCACUACGCGCGGUACGACGGCUUUGUGGUCAUCCACGGCACCGACACCAUGGCCUUCGCCGCCUCCGUGCUCUCCUUUGUGCUGGAGAACCUGCAGAAAACCGUCAUCCUCACCGGGGCCCAGGUGCCCAUCCACGCCCUGUGGAAUGACGGCCGGGAGAACCUGCUGGGCGCCCUGCUGCUGGCCGGCCAGUACGUGAUCCCCGAGGUCUGCCUGUUCUUCCAGAAUCAGCUGUUUCGGGGCAACCGGGUGACCAAGGUGGACGCGCGCAGGUUCGCAGCCUUCUGCUCCCCCAACCUGCCGCCUCUGGCCGCGGUGGGCGCUGACGUCACGAUCAACCGGGAGCUGGUGUGCAGAGUCCGUGGGCAGGGCCGGCUGGUGGUGCACAGCAGCAUGGAGCGGAACGUUGGCCUGUUGCGCCUCUACCCUGGGAUCCCCGCCUCCCUGGUCCGGGCCUUCCUGCAGCCCCCCAUGAAGGGUGUGGUCAUGGAGACCUUCGGCUCCGGGAAUGGGCCCACCAAGCCCGACCUGCUUCAGGAGCUGCGGGCGGCGGCCGAGCGUGGCCUGGUCAUCGUCAACUGCACCCACUGCCUCCAGGGUGCCGUCACCUCCGAUUACGGAGCUGGCGUGGCCUUGAGUGGUGCCGGGACAGUGCCGGGCUUCGACAUGACGUCCGAGGCGGCACUGGCCAAGCUGUCCUACGUGCUGGGCCUGCCGGGGCUGAGCCUGGACAGCAGGAAGGAGCUGCUGGCCAGGGACCUGCGCGGGGAGAUGACGCCGCCUGCUGCGGACGAGCCCCGGCCCUCUCUGCAGGGCAGUGUGCUGGGGCGCGGGAUCGCCCAGCUCCUCAGUCUGAGACAGGAGGCCGAUGAGGUGUGGGAUGCCCUGGUGCCCAGCCUGGCCUGUGCCGCAGCCUACAUGGGCGACCUGGAGGCUCUGCAGGUGCUGGUAGAGCUGGGCAGUGACCGGAGCCUGGAGGACUUCAGUGGCCAAACCCCACUGCACGCAGCCGCCCGGGCUGGCCAGGCUGGGGCCGUCACCAUGCUGCUACAGAGAGGGCUGGACGUGAACGCCCGGGACAAGGGCGGCCUCAGCCCCCUGCUGCUGGCCGUGAGGGGCAGGCAUCGGGGUGUCAUUGGCCUGCUGAGGGCAGCUGGGGCCUGCCUGUCUGCCCAGGAGCUGGAGGACUCAGGGACGGAGCUGUGCCGGCUGGCAUCCAGGGCGGACUUCGAGGGCCUGCGGGCAUGGGGGCAGGCGGGGGCCGACCUGAGGCAGCCCGGGUAUGAUGGGCACAGCGCACUGCACGUCGCAGAGGCAGCUGGGAACCUGGAAGUGGUGGCCCUCCUGCAGAACCUUCAGGGUGGGGCUGGUGACCAGGCCCUGGGCCCAGUGCCUGGGCUUGUCCGUCUGCCCUGCUCCCAUGCAGUACCUGGGCCUCCACUCCUUCUCCAGAGACCUCCCUUUUCCAGGAAGGGCUGCCUGCUGUCUAACCUGAAGCUCUCCUGCUGCGGCGCGAGCUGUUCCUUCCUGUUGAGACCUGCUGGAGGGACGGCGCUGCCCGGGCGCCCCCCCCCCGCCCCCCCCGGCCCUGACCCUGCUGUGCACUCCCGGCCUCUGUCCCCCGCCCCCAACCCUGCUGCGGAAGCCGCUUCCCAUUCUGUGUCCAGGACGCAGCCUGAAGGACGUCGUUGGGGAGAGUGGCCAUAA